AAUCAUAUCUACGGAAUAGAAUAACGUUGUGAUUCACUCACUCUUCUAUUUUCCAACUUUACAAUUUCAUUUCAGAUAGCUUCUUGACUCGUUACUGACUCACUCAAUGGCUGACCGAGUUCACCCCAGCCACUCGCCUUCCGUUUCCGCCGAUUCACAACCGCCAUCGCCUCAAGACUCCCCCGUCGUUCCGAAACCGCCGUCGCCACCGUCACCGGAGAAGCCAGUGCCUCCGCCUGGAACCUACGUCAUCAAGAUCCCCAAGGAUCAAGUCUACCGCGUCCCUCCGCCGGAGAACGCUCGCCGCUACGACCAAUACGCUCGCCGUAAACACCGCCGGAGCCGAUGCUGCUGCUGCUUCUGCUGGCUCAUCGGAAUCCUCUUCAUUCUCGUCGUGCUCCUCGCCAUCGCCGCCGGCGUCCUCUACCUCGUUUUCCGUCCCGAGGCGCCGAAAUACUCCAUCGAAAACAUCACCGUCAGAGGAAUUAACCUCACCUCGCCGUCGUCCGUGGCGGCGAUCUCGCCGGAGUUCAACGUCACCGUCAAGGCCGAUAACCCUAACGACAAGAUCGGGAUCCGUUACUUGAAGGAUAGCUCCGCCGAGGUGUUUUAUAAGGACGCGAGGCUGUGUAACGGCGCUCUGCCGGCGUUUUAUCAGCCGUCAAACAACGUGACGGUGUUUGGGACGGCGUUAAGGGGUGACGGAAUCGAGCUGAGGAGCGAGGACCGAAGAGCGUUGCUGGAAGCGCAGACCAAACGGAGAGUGCCGUUGACCGUUAGGAUUAGGGCACCGGUGAAAAUAAAAGUGGGGUCCAUUAGGACGUGGAAGAUUACCGUCAAGGUGAACUGUGAUGUGACGGUGAAUGAGUUAACGGCGCAGGCCAAGAUUGUUUCUAAACGUUGUACUUAUGACGUGGAUCUUUGGUGAAGGAAACGGUGACAACAGAGGGUGUUUUUUUUUUUUUUUUUUUUUCGUUUAUAGAUAUAGGACCGAAAUAUUGGAGAUUAUACAAAUUUUCGUAUACAUUAAUGUUACAUUGUAGCGCAUUUAUUGAUACGCGUACGCCAUGUAUCUUAGGAUUUGAUUUGGUUUUGUGCAUAUGUCAUGUGAUUUUUAUUGAAUGAUAAAGUAAGUAAUUUCAUUGUUCA
This is a messenger RNA of Glycine soja, 1149 nucleotides long. Its product is annotated as NDR1/HIN1-like protein 13. NCBI's taxonomy places the organism in Eukaryota, Viridiplantae, Streptophyta, Magnoliopsida, Fabales, Fabaceae. Bases 107 to 928 code for a protein of 273 amino acids. Gene Ontology annotation, cellular component: plasma membrane. The transcript has a single exon. The record is from RefSeq and is a predicted model, not a curated record.